Molecule: messenger RNA, 552 nt
Organism: Strongylus vulgaris
Lineage: Eukaryota; Metazoa; Nematoda; Chromadorea; Rhabditida; Strongylidae
Source: the annotation of a GenBank genome assembly
AUGAAUUUGCCUGAAGGCUGGACUCGCAUCACUCACAACAGCGGCAUGCCUGUCUAUUUACAUCGCAAGUCUCGCGUCGUAUCGCUUUCUAAGCCAUAUUUCAUUGGUACCCAAGGAGUUCGCGAUCACCCAAUACCAGUCACUGGAAUCCCUUGCCUUCAUCAGCGUCGAAUAAUGGAAAGAGACGCAGCACUCGCUGCUGAAGCUGAGCGUCAGAAGAAGAAUGAGAGUGAGGCAUCGGAAACCACACUCGAGAAUGAAAUAAAACAGAAGCUGAUAGCUCCAGCCGUGAAGAUUGAGGUCUGUAAAAAAAGGGAAAGCGGGCAUAUCGAACUUGCUUUUGAAAAGAACGCUAGUCCUAUUUCUGAUGAACACUCUGUCAUUGCCUUCACAAUAUUAUAUGUCUCUUAUCUUUCUAUUUUCAACUUCUCAAUGCUUCUCGUGCUUUCCGAAACUGGCGAAAGUGCUAUAAUGGACACUUUUUGCCUAUCUCGGAUAGGUUCGAUGAGCAAACAGUACCUAUUCUUUGUUGGUGGUGGUGUGGUAGUGUAG